Messenger RNA from Stylonychia lemnae, 3711 nucleotides. Lineage: Eukaryota; Ciliophora; Spirotrichea; Sporadotrichida; Oxytrichidae. The record is from the annotation of a GenBank genome assembly.
AUGAGUAAGAGUUAAAAUCAAUUGAUAGAAAUCGGAAUCCCUCAAAUAACUCAAAUUACUUUCAAACAAAAAUCCUACAAGCAAGGUAGGAAGCAAAAAGAUUAGUUCCAUCCUUAUGAAUAGUCUUUUUCUAAUAUAAACAAUGAGUCAAUAUACGGUGACUUGAAUAGUAGAGGUGGUUUUAAUUAAUAGAAUAAACUGAACUCAGAGUAGAAGCUUCGAGACAUAUAUUAUCCAGAUAUUGAGUAACGGGAAAAAAAUUUGAAAAGCACUCUGAGAAUCAGAAAUGAAAAGAAAAAUAGCUAUAACUCAUAGUUAAAUUCCUCUUAAAAUUGUAGAUCCAGGUCUAGUAAGAGAAGUGGAAGUAAUCGCAAUUUUACUGCUAGUAGCAAAGGAGUAUCAUUUGAUUUAGACAAUAAACUUAGAUCGCCUGAUAAUAGUAAAGAUGAUUAUGAGAUUUUCUUAACAAAUCAUAAAUAGAAAAAAUAGAGGAAAAAUGUUAAGUAAAAGUAAGAGAAUGCAUAAGAAAACAUUUAAAAUCAGCAUUUUUAGCCCUAUGUUGUGAGUUUAAGAAAGGAAAAAGAAUAAAGCUAAUCAAAUGAGAAGCAGCAUAACUUUUUUAUGGAUCGCAGAAAUACAAUAUAAAGUGAUAGUAGUGACAUUGUAAGGAAUGAGUCAUAUCUCAUGUACUCUACUUUAGAUAAAACAGAUCGAUAAAAUCCUAUGAUAGAAACAAAUAAAAGAAUCCAUAAGCAAUAAUUAGACAAUAGAAUUAAAAGUGGAAACUAUAGAUCUUCAUCGGUAGUUAAAUCUUAAAAAAAUAGAUCUGCAACCGAAAACAAGUAAAAAGGUGAAUCUAAUAACCUCUCUACCAUAGACAUCAGAGGUAUUCAGCCAACUAAAUUAUCUAAUCAUAGAAUGCGAGAAAGACUUUUGAAAGAGUAAGAGUACAUAUAGUAACUACAGUAAAUCAAUAAAGACUCAUAGCAAAGUUUGCAGAUCAUUCAUAUUCCAAAUAUCAUUAACCAAGCACCAGAUUCAUAAGGAAAACCUAUUACUAACAUCAUCAACAUAAACAAUAACAAUAGUUUAUUGCAGUUGAAUAACUUUGCAAAUACUAUAAGCAACCAUACCUUCUCAGAAAAUGCUUCUUUGUUAACUAGGAAUUACACUUCAAGCACUAUUAUCAAUGUUUAAACUCAAAAACUAAAUGACUAUGAUGAUUCCAAUGCCUAGGUAAAUCUAAAAUAAUUGAGGAAUAAAAAGAACUAAAGACUGAAGUAAAAAUUAGAUGUACUGAUCUAAAAAUAAAAAUAGCAACAGACUGAGUUUCAUUAGAAUUAGGAAAUAAGAAAUAAUGAUAGAUAUUAGGAACGAGAAUAGAAUAAAAGUAUCUCUAAUAGCGUCUUUAUAGAAGAUAUCACUCCUGUUACUGAAACCAAUCAAGACAUCAGUAUCACAAUCAGCCACAUUAAUGAUAAUAUAAAGAAGAUUGAAGCUAGUUCGGCAAUUAACUAAAAUAUAUCUAUUUCUAAUUAGGCUAAUACUAAUAGAUCGAAGUCCUCUUUACUAUACUAAAGACCAAAAUAAUCAAAACUUUCAAGGUUUAAUUAAGCAUUCUUUGAUUCUAAAAAUGAUUAGAUUGAUCACAUGAAACAUUAGCAAAUGCUUGUAGAGGAUAAGAUCCUUAAAUAAAAAGAAGAAAUUGGAAAGCCUUUUAAAGAUAAAAGAGCUGUAAACAUUAAAAAUUAAGAUAAAAUAAAUUUAGAUAGGAUUAAAGAACAGUCAAGAAAUUAUCAAUUUAAGGAUUUGAGAAGGAUACACGAGCAUACUUAGAAAUAAGAAAUGAAGAUUCAAACUUACACACAAAAAGCAAAGCAUUAUAAUCCAACAAAGAGUUUUGGCCAGUAAGAAUCAUUUGUAUAAGAUUAGAAUCAAUACUUAGAGAAACCAAAUGAUUAAAGCUCCAACUAAAAUAAAGAUAAUUAGAAACUAUAAUUCAACACUCAUUAUAAUCCUAAUCACAAUGAGUACUCAUCCAAACUAUAGAUACUUAAGACGCCAAUACUAUCAACUCUGUCAGAUUCUAGGAAGUAUAUGAAUUCAUAAUAAAAACCAAAGAGACAAUCCUUAGAUGACUUCUAGCACAAUUAUCAUAUCAAAAUAACAGGUUCUAUAGAAGAUAUGGACUAACAGCAUUACUAUAUAGAUUAAAAGAUUCAAUCAGUGAUGAAUAAGUUUCAUUCAAUAAAACCCCCUAAAACUGCCAGCUCAUCUAAAUAUAUAUGUAAUAACAAGAGACUACUGCUUGAAAGAAAUAAUAGAAGUAACUCAUCUGAAAAUACGUCCUAAUUAAAUACAAAUCAUCCAUCAAAGUCCAUUCAAAAUUUAAGCGUUGAUCUUUAGCUUUCGAAAACUAAUCUAAUCAACUAAGAAAGAUCUAUGAAUACCCCAAUAGCUUAAAACUCCAGCUAAAAAUUUAUAAAGCCAAUGAAAAAUGGGAAAAUUGUUGUUGGUGGUAAAUCUAUUACAAUAAAGCAAUAUCACGAUUUAAAAGACUAAGAAAAAUUAAAGGAGCUAAAAGAAAAAGAGUAAAAAGAAUUACAGCAGAAACUUAUUGAAGAUGAGAAAUAAUAACUUAUAGCAAGAUUAGAGCAAGAAAAGUAGGAACUUCUUGAAUAGUAAAAACAGCAAUUCUAAGUUUAGGAGCAAUAGAAACUUUAGUAGCUUGAGGUAGUGCUUAGAGUGCAAAUUGAAGAGGAUGUCAAAAUUAAGUCAUAAAGAGAACAAGAACAACAAGAAGUUGAAAAAUAGUAACUAAUUAAUAAUAACUCCAUAAGUACACAGACCUUUAUAGAUAACUAAUCAAUGACUCUCUUAACUGAACCUCAAUCAGCUAUUUGUGACUGGACAACCUCGAGGCUUUACGAAAAAAUGAGGGAAUAAAAUUUGCUGAAUGAUCUCUAGAGUUAGAUAGAUCUGGUGAUUGAGGCAGAUAUACAGAAUGAAGAUGAUGCUGAGAAGCACACCUUAUUCUAUCACUAUAAGAAGUCACGAAAGAUUUACUCUCAAGUUGAAUGCCAGUAUCAUGCAAAUAUACUGAAGAAGAAGUAUCAAAGGAAGGAUGUAAUUGAUGAGGAGCAUCUUUAUGAUAUAUAUUUCAUUGCUUUGAAAACUCUCGGUGCUUUAAUGAAUCUACUUAUGCUCUACCCAUAAUGGAGAAGGUUGGAAGAAACCUAUUCGAAUCCAUAGAACAUUAAUGUUCAGAACACGAUUAAAGUACUUAUUAGAGCUUUUAAAAUGUAUGAAGCUAAUACUUAGAUUAUGAAGAUAAUAGACCUUAUUAUUAAAUAGGAUUAGCUUAAAGCUCAAAUAAACUCUAUGAUAGUUGAUAGUGAUGGACUUAUUACUGUAAUCAAUUAAUAAGAGGAUGCUAAUCUUUCAAUGGCAAAGCAUAUGAUGAACAAAAAUGAAAUUAAGCCACUAUAGUUGGAAUUGAAUAGAACAUGCAGUAGAAUACUGACAUCAAUUAGUAUACUCUAAGAGGAACAUAGAAUAUUCAAAAGACCUUUCAUAAUAUAUGGUAUGGACUAUAUUGAGUAGCUAUAGAAUGAAAUUCAAGACUUGCAGAAUCAAUUUGCAGCUAAAUACAUCUAUGUUGACUCCUCUGUUGAGAUUAAAAAGUCUAUUGAGAUGAGUGAUAAAUAAUGA